This is a messenger RNA of Syngnathus acus (greater pipefish), 3006 nucleotides long. Its product is annotated as zinc finger protein 821. Lineage: Eukaryota; Metazoa; Chordata; Actinopteri; Syngnathiformes; Syngnathidae. Gene Ontology annotation, cellular component: nucleus. The transcript has 6 exons. Gene Ontology annotation, biological process: regulation of transcription by RNA polymerase II. The coding region runs from base 345 to 1802 and encodes 485 amino acids. Gene Ontology annotation, molecular function: RNA polymerase II cis-regulatory region sequence-specific DNA binding; DNA-binding transcription activator activity, RNA polymerase II-specific. The record is from RefSeq and is a predicted model, not a curated record.
AGCUGAGCUCGAGCGUUGCCGCACUGAGCACGCGCCCGUCAGCGGCGUGCACGCGCCCGUCAGCGGCUCUUCACCAGAGCUGCUCCAGGGCUGCUCCGUCGAUCCCGUUGAAAAAUGGAACCCGUUCAUUGGAAAUACCUUUUUGGUUUUAUCUCCACCGCAGGAACGUGACGCAUGAAGUCGUUUUUUUAUUCAUAUUCUAUAUAUUUUUUGCCUCUUUGAAUCGACGAUUCUAGUGGAGGCACACAUUUUCCACCUGGACCGGUGUGGGGAGGGGGCGUCCUGGGGGUUCGGAGGGGAUUCCUCAUCCUUUUUUUCUUCAUUCCCUGGGGUUGGACCAUAAUAUGUCCAGGCGAAAACAGACCAACCCCUUCAAAGUUGACUGGCCAUUCCACACUUCCGGCAUCACGGGAUUUCAGCACACUAUCAACAUGGACGGCAGGGACGAGUUCACCGAAGACAAUGAGUGCUGCGGCAGCAACUCGCAGGAAGUGAUCGGACACGAGAGCGCCACAGACAGCGAAAGCGACCCAGACUCCUCGUCCAACGCCUCGACCGACGACCACAUGACUGGCAAGAGGGCGCCGUGCCGCCUGCAAGGAGCAGGAGUCAAAGAGGAGAAUGAGGAAGGCUCCGACCACAACGGCAACUUUGUAUGUCCUCUGUGCACGCUGGACUUUAGCAGCCCAGAGAAGCUCAUCUCCCAUGUCUACCAGCAGCACACAAGCCUGAUGAGCAGCAGCAAGAGCUACGUGUGUCCCGUCUGUGGGAGAGCACUGAGUUCACCUGGCUCGCUCGGACGGCAUCUUCUCAUUCACUCGGAAGACCGUCUCUCCAACUGCGCCGUGUGUGGCGCGCACUUCACAGACACCGACAACUUCAACAGGGAGAAGCUCAAGGAUGUUCUGGACAUGACCAGGCUGGAUGCCUCCGGCGGAAGUGAUACUUGUCCCCUUACCCACUCGCUUUCCAGUACUCCCAUGUCCAGUCCGGGACCUGGCUCUCAUUCCUGUCAUGGACCUGGACCCAGCCCCAGUUCCUGUCAAGGUCCCCAGUCAUGUCAAGUCCAUGAACCCAGCAGCAGCCUCUGUCAAGGCCAUCGAACGUGUCACAUGUCCGGCCCAUGUCAAGGCCCCUCAAGCCAAGGGCCCUCGUUUCCCUCCUUGCCCGACAGUCUGCUGUCCGAAGGACCGUCGCUGGCGUCCAUCCCAGAUGCCCUCACCUCCUCCUCCUCAGGUCUUCCUCCCAUUCCGGACAUCCUGAGUCCGAUGCCUGUGUAUCCGGCCGGCGUGCUCCUGGUGUGCAACAGUUGCGUGGCCUACCAGCAGCUAGUGGAGUCCCAGUCCCCCAUGCGCAAAUGGGCCCUGCGCCGCAAGAACGAGCCUCUGGAGUCCCGCCUGCACCGGCUGGAGCGUGAGCGCACGGCCAAAAAGAACAAGCGCGCUUGCGAGACAGACGAGGAACGCGAGCUGCGGCGUCUGCGCGACCGCGAGGCCAAGCGCAUGCAGAGGAUGCAGGAGUCGGAGGAUCAGCGGGCACGGCGCCUGCAGCGGGACCGUGACGCCAUGCGCCUUAAGAGGGCCAACGAGACGCCCGAGAAGCGGCAGGCCCGGCUCAUCCGCGAGCGCGAGGCCAAGAGGAUCAAGCGGCGGCUGGAGAAGAUCGACCCCACGCUCAGGACGCAGAUCGAGCACGACCCAGCCGCCAUGGCCGCGCUCACGGCCGACAUGAACCUCUUUCAGUUCCCCUGCCCCGUGCCCGUCCCUUCCAUGGGCAAUGGACUCUUCAUGAAGCUGCCCUAAGAGGACCGCGGCUCUGACAAACAUUCUAAAUAAGGGGUGUCCAAACCUUUUAUCCAAGUGCCGCAUACAGAAAAGUGGCCACGUUGACAUUCUUCACCGUCAAAGUCCCUUUAAAGUGAAACGUGAAUGUCUGAAUUUAAGAGGACUGCUGUUAGCAAUUCUUCCAAAGUUUAAUGAUUCAAUAAAAUCUCCAAGUUUUUAAAAUUGGCAUUUAAAAUUGUUAUAAAUCAAGCCAAUGUACACAUUCCUAUAAAUAAGUGUUUCUAAAAAAAAAAGGAACAAAGAAUUUAACUAAAAUUUAUAUUCAUAAAACUAGCUAAAAUCACAACAAAUAUGUCGUUUGUAUCCUUCUGUUAAUUUCAUACAUGGCCUUCCAACUAAACUUAAAAAAGAAAAUCUAACAAAAUAAAAACCACUAAUAAUGAAAAAUCCAAAACAAUUAGCGAUACAAACGAUUUACUUCAAUUUACCACUCAUGCAGAAUAUAAUAAGACAGGGCCCACUCAACUAAAAUGGCACAAACCAGUCUAAAGUUAUAACUCGACAGUUCAGUACAACACAGUUCUCAGUCUUUGCAUGUUAAAUAUAUUUGGAAACAAGUGUCUGAAUUCAGUCUACAGGAUAUUUCGAAAGUCAGUAGUAUAAUGUUGGCAACCAACGGAUGGACGGUGGGCCCCAGGUGGCCCUAGGCUGCGGUUUGGACACCCCUGCUCUAUUUUAUUUCAAUUGAUGCGAAUUUUCCAUGUGGUAUGGACGACUACCUUCAAGCAUGUUGUAAAGAGAUUGAACCUGUUUGUUGUACUUCUCAAAAAUAGACAGAUUGUUUUGCACAUGGACCCCUCAGCGGUGGGAGCGGGGAUCGGGGGACCCCUCUGCCCUCCUCACUGGUCCACUUUCCAGUCCAGUUCCGCUUCCUGGAGACAUUCUACCUCACCCCUUCCCCCCUUGACUGAAUGACGAUUCUUUUUCUACUGCCUCCACUUAACGGGACCAAAACGCAUCCUUGAGCAACCUUGCUUCUCUUCAUGACACUCCACCAGGGCAGCAAAGGGGUGGAAAUUUUUCAAUAAAUUUUUCUGGGAAUUUAAAAAUUGGGAAUUUUGGAGAUGUACCAAAUUGGAAACUUUCCAUGGGAAUUAACGGGAUUUUAUCAGAAUAAACUGGGAAUGGAGGGCAUACAUGCAGCGAUGCCUUGAGGUAGUUG